Hyla sarda is the source of this 3390-nucleotide messenger RNA. RefSeq names its product zinc finger protein 436-like. Gene Ontology annotation, molecular function: DNA-binding transcription repressor activity, RNA polymerase II-specific. The transcript has 15 exons. The record is from RefSeq and is a predicted model, not a curated record. NCBI's taxonomy places the organism in Eukaryota, Metazoa, Chordata, Amphibia, Anura, Hylidae. Gene Ontology annotation, biological process: negative regulation of transcription by RNA polymerase II. The coding region runs from base 157 to 3126 and encodes 989 amino acids.
AGGUUGUAGCCUGACUCCUCCCACCCAUGUGACUGAUCACAUGAUUGUGACAUCACUGAAGGUCCUUAAGUUACCUGAGUCUUCUAUAUACAGGGAGGGGGAGGUCUCCAUCAGUGGUCGGGGGUCUCCCUUUCUUCUCCUGACUGCCCCCUAAGGAUGGAGAAGGACCUGGAUGUGAUGGAGGAGAGAAUAUUACACGUGGCCCUAGAGAUCAUGUCCCUGCUGAGCGGAGAGGAUUACAUGGUAGUGAAGACAGAAGAGGGGGAAGGAUGGAGCAGGGAGCAGGUUCCUAUAUCGCUGCCUCCACCUCACUCACUGAUACAUAAGGGAAACAGUCAUCAGGAGAUCCUGGAACUCAUCAACAAGAUGGCCGACCUGCUGACUGGAGAGGUUCCUAUAAGGUGUCAGGACGUCACUGUCUAUUUCUCCAUGGAGGAGUGGGAGUAUGUAGAAGGACACAAGGAUCUGUACCAGGACAUAGUCAUGAUGGGGGAUCACCGGCCCCCAACAUCACCACUGGAUUGGUCCAGUCAGAGGAAUCCACCAGAGAGAUGUCCCCGUCCUCUAUAUCCCCAGGAUUGUCCAGAGGAGACGCAGAAUGUCCCCCCGGAUCACCAGGCCAUGGUCCUCUUCACCAAUGACCCAACAAGGAUGGAGAAGGCCAGAAAGCACAUGGCUGCCAGGAUAUUACACCUCACCCUAGAGAUAAUCCACCUGAUAACCGGAGAGGAUUACACAGUAGUGAAGAAGUGGUCUGGUGAGUGUGUGACCCCCCGUGUGUCAGGAGGAUCGGGCACCACCCAGAGCCCCACCCCCGAGGAUCCUCCACCUCAUUCACUGAUACAUGAGCAGAAGAUCCUAGAACUGACCACCAGGAUGACUGAGCUGCUGACUGGAGAGGUUCCUAUAAGGUGUCAGGACGUCACUGUCUAUUUCUCCAUGGAGGAGUGGGAGUAUGUAGAAGGACACAAGGAUCUGUACCAGGACAUAGUCAUGAUGGGGGAUCACCGGCCCCCAACAUCACAAGAUAUAGACCCAACAAGGAUGGAGAAGGCCAGAAAGCACAUGGCUGCCAGGAUAUUACACCUCACCCUAGAGAUAAUCCACCUGAUAACCGGAGAGGAUUACACAGUAGUGAAGAAGUGGUCUGGUGAGUGUGUGACCCCCCGUGUGUCAGGAGGAUCGGGCACCACCCAGAGCCCCACCCCCGAGGAUCCUCCACCUCAUUCACUGAUACAUGAGCAGAAGAUCCUAGAACUGACCACCAGGAUGACUGAGCUGCUGACUGGAGAGGUUCCUAUAAGGUGUCAGGACGUCACUGUCUAUUUCUCCAUGGAGGAGUGGGAGUAUAUAGAAGGACACAAGGAUCUGUACCAGGACAUAGUCAUGAUGGGGGAUCACCGGACCCCAACAUCACAAGAUAUAGACCCAACAAGGAUGGAGAAGGCCAGAAAGCACAUGGCUGCCAGGAUAUUACACCUCACCCUAGAGAUAAUCCACCUGAUAACCGGAGAGGAUUACACAGUAGUGAAGAAGUGGUCUGGUGAGUGUGUGACCCCCCGUGUGUCAGGAGGAUCGGGCACCACCCAGAGCCCCACCCCCGAGGAUCCUCCACAUCAUUCACUGAUACAUGAGCAGAAGAUCCUAGAACUGACCACCAGGAUGACUGAGCUGCUGACUGGAGAGGUUCCUAUAAGGUGUCAGGACGUCACUGUCUAUUUCUCCAUGGAGGAGUGGGAGUAUAUAGAAGGACACAAGGAUCUGUACCAGGACAUAGUCAUGAUGGGGGAUCACCGGCCCCCAACAUCACAAGAAAAUCUCAAUAAGGACAUUGAUGGAAACUUUGUAUCACUAAAUCUUAAAGUCCAAGAAGAAGAAGUCCUGCAGCACUCCCCAGGAAAGGACCUCCUUCCCCUUACUGUACAUCCGGGACCUUACAGUACAGAUCUAUCCUAUAAUGCCCCUAAUCAUGGGGAACCUUCUCCUGACCCAUCACAGGUUGUUACCACAAGGACAGAUCAGAGAGAAGGGAAAAAAUUUCAUUGUGGUGAAUGUAAGAAAGAGUUUACAAAAAAUUCAGAUCUUAUUUCACACAGAAAAAGUCACACAGAAUAUUCCUGUUCACUAUGUGGGAAAUGUUUUACAGAUACAUCAGAACUUCUUGCACAUGAGAGAAUGCACAUAGGAGAUCAACUAUAUAUAUGUUCAAAAUGUGGGGAACGUUUUUCCCAGAAAAAAGAUAUUCUUAAACAUGAGAAAACUCACUCAGUAGCAAGGUCCUAUCCAUGUCCCGAAUGUGGGAAAUGUUUUACACAUAAACCAAGCCUUGCUAUGCAUAAGAAAAGUCAUGAAAAAAAGAUAUCACCUUCCUGUUUAGAAUGUGGGAAAAGUUUUAAAAAUAAAUGGUAUCUUCGUAUACAUUAUAGAAUUCAUACAGGAGAGAAUCCACAUUCCUGUUCUGAGUGUGGGAAAUGUUUUACAACUAAAGCAGGCCUUGUUAGACAUGAAAGAAUUCACACAGGAGAGAAGCCAUUUAAAUGUUCAGAGUGUGGGAAAUGUUUUAUAGAUCUCUCACACCUUGGCAAACAUAAGCCAAUUCACACAGGCGACAAGCCGUAUUCAUGCUCAGAAUGUGAAAGAUGUUUUUCACAUAAAUCAGAUCUUGUUCAACAUCAGAGAAUUCAUACAGGAGAGAAGCCGUAUUCCUGUUCGCAAUGUGCUAAAAAUUUUACCACUAAAACAAAUCUGGUUGUGCAUGAAAAAAGCCACACAGGGGAAAAGCCAUUUUCAUGUUCAGAAUGUGGGAAAUAUUUUGCCCAUAAAUCGCGUCUUGUUAUCCAUAUGAGAAAUCACACAGGGGAGAAGCCUUAUUCAUGUUCCGAAUGUGGAAAAUGUUUUAAGUCUAAAACAAUUUUAGAUGUACAUGAGAGAAAUCACACGGGAGAGAAGCCAUAUUCAUGUUCAGAAUGUGGGAAAGGCUUUCCAACGAAAGGAAAUCUUGCUCGACAUCAGAGAAAGCACACGGGAGAGAAGCCAUAUUCAUGUUCAGAAUGUGAGAAACGCUUUGGUCAUAAAGCAGAUCUUUUUAGACAUCUCAAACUGCACAGAGGAGGGAAGACUACUUGAUGUUCUUUUUUUUGUGUCCUGAAAGGACCAAGGAGGUAGCCACAGGAGCGUACAAGAUGGAGAAAAUAAAUGAUUGUUUAUAUCAGUUUGGAAGAAGAUUUGAGAGGGCGAGACUCAAGCAAACCAACAUUGGAGAAGAAAGUCGGUGAAAACCUAUAAAAGAUGGCAGUAAAAUAAAAACACUGGGAUAAAAGCUCCAUAGAAAUGCCUGUUGUGGUUGUUAAAACAUAAAUAUUAAAGGGGUACUCCUGGAUAGGGGAUAAC